AGAAGCGAAACAAAAUAAACUAGCGGAAACGGAAGUUGAUUUCAAAAUUGCCGUAAAAAAUAGUCGGCUUAAAAUAAAAAUAGUAAACAAAGCGUUUUCUUGACGAAUAAAAAUCGGAUUACUAUCGGAUAAAUCCUUCUGAUAUUUUAAAAUGGCUGCUGUUCAAAAACCCAAAAGUGAGAUGACUCCAGAGGAGCUUUCUCAGCAUGAACAGGAAGAAUUUAAUACAGGCCCUCUCUCUGUCCUCACACAGUCAGUUAAGAACAAUACUCAGGUUUUAAUCAACUGCAGAAACAACAAAAAACUUUUAGCAAGGGUUAAAGCCUUUGAUAGACACUGUAACAUGGUUCUUGAAAAUGUCAAAGAAAUGUGGACAGAACAGCCAAAGACAGGAAAAGGCAAGAAAAAGUCAAAGCCUGUUAACAAAGACCGCUUCAUUUCAAAGAUGUUUUUGAGAGGGGAUUCUGUCAUUCUAGUAUUGAGGAAUCCCUUGGCAACUGCCAAAUAAUAUUUGAGGGAGUUUUUCAAACCCUGAUCUCUAUCAACAGGAAAUGUCAGUGAGAGUGAUCACAUCCCACCUGUUACAUUGAUACAAACGUUUGCUGGGAUUCAUAGUUCAAUACUAAAACGCAGUACUGACUUGUUUUGUUCAAAUUUAAAUCUAAUUUUUAUGGAUACAAAUUAAAGCAGCAUUUGGUUGACUUACUGUUUUAUCUCACAUUUCCAGUUGAUAAAGGCAGAAGUUUGCUGUAGUUUUUUGUAAAUAUACAAUGCAGCCAAUGUCUGUUGGUUUAUUUGAUGGACCUUUGUUUUUAUAUUACACAGCUUUUUAAACAAGUUGAAUGACCGUUGUGGUUUGAGAGUUUUAUGUACCAUUUGUUGUUGCUCUAAUAAAAAUAAAAAUCUCUA
Physella acuta is the source of this 909-nucleotide messenger RNA. Its product is annotated as putative small nuclear ribonucleoprotein Sm D2. Gene Ontology annotation, biological process: RNA splicing. NCBI's taxonomy places the organism in Eukaryota, Metazoa, Mollusca, Gastropoda, Physidae. Gene Ontology annotation, cellular component: small nuclear ribonucleoprotein complex. The record is from RefSeq and is a predicted model, not a curated record. Gene Ontology annotation, molecular function: RNA binding.